This is a messenger RNA of Psammomys obesus (fat sand rat), 7639 nucleotides long. RefSeq names its product ataxin 1 (gene Atxn1). Gene Ontology annotation, molecular function: protein binding; RNA binding. The record is from RefSeq and is a predicted model, not a curated record. Bases 230 to 2602 code for a protein of 790 amino acids. NCBI's taxonomy places the organism in Eukaryota, Metazoa, Chordata, Mammalia, Rodentia, Muridae. Gene Ontology annotation, cellular component: nucleus. The transcript has 3 exons. Gene Ontology annotation, biological process: negative regulation of transcription by RNA polymerase II; nervous system development.
GCGAAUGAUAACAGGACGGGGCAUGCAGUGAUGCUCGCAGUGGCAGUGGCCGCAGAGGCGAAGGAGAAUCCGGAGCUGCUACUGCUGGCCUAGCGAACCCACGGGGAGAUGAUUCCUCAUGAAGGGCCUGGAUCCCCUACAGAAAUCCAAUGUGACUCUCUGUUUAUCAGACUAAAAUCAGAGCCAGCCAGACAGUGAAACAGCCACCGUGGAGGGGGGACGGCGAAAAAUGAAAUCCAACCAAGAGCGGAGCAAUGAAUGCCUGCCUCCCAAGAAACGUGAGAUCCCCGCCACCAGCCGGCCCUCUGAGGAGAAGGCCACUGCUCUGCCCAGCGACAACCACUGCGUGGAGGGUGUGGCAUGGCUCCCCAGCACUCCUGGCAGCCGGGGCCACGGGGGCGGGCGGCAUGGGCCAGCAGGGACUUCCGGGGAGCUGGGUUUACAAGGAAUGGGUUUACAUAAAGCAUUGUCCACAGGGCUGGACUACUCUCCGCCCAGCGCCCCCAGGUCGGUCCCCGCAGCCACCACGCUGCCCACGGCGUACCCUCCUCCUCAGUCAGGGACGCCGGUGUCUCCCGUGCCGUAUGCCCACCUUUCACACACCUUCCAGUUCAUCGGGUCCUCCCAGUACAGUGGACCCUACGCUGGCUUUAUCCCUUCCCAGCUGAUCUCCCCAUCAGGCAACCCGGUCACCAGCGCGGUGGCCUCAGCUGCAGGGGCCACCACUCCAUCACAGCGCUCCCAACUGGAGGCCUAUUCCACCCUGCUGGCCAACAUGGGCAGUCUGAACCAGGCACCAGGACAUAAGGUUGAGCCCCCAGUGCAGCAGCACCUCAGCAGGGCUGCGGGCCUCGUCACCCCGGGCUCCCCUCCACCCACCCAGCAGAGCCAGUACAUUCACAUUUCCAGCUCUCCACAGAGCUCCGGGCGGGCAGCAUCUCCUCCACCCAUCCCGGUCCACCUCCAUCCCCAUCAGACGAUGAUCCCGCACACGCUCACCCUGGGGCCCUCAUCCCAGGUGGUCGUGCAGUACAGCGACGCUGGAGGCCACUUCGUUCCUCGAGAGUCCACCAAAAAAGCAGAAAGCAGCCGCUUACAGCAGGCUAUGCAGGCCAAGGAGGUCCUGAACGGGGAGAUGGAGAAGAGCCGGAGGUAUGGGGCACCGCCCUCUGUGGAGCUGAGCCUGGGGAAGGCAAGCAGCAAGUCAGUGCCUCAUCCUUAUGAGUCCAGGCAUGUGGUGGUCCACCCAAGCCCAGCAGACUACAGCAGCCGUGACACCCCCGGGGUCCGUGGAUCUGUGAUGGUCCUGCCGAACAGCAGCACCCCCUCGGCCGACCUGGAGGCACAGCAGGGCACCCACCGAGAGGCCUCCCCAUCAACCCUCAAUGACAAGAGCGGCCUGCACCUAGGGAAGCCGGGCCACAGGUCCUACGCGCUGUCCCCCCACACGGUCAUUCAGACCACACACAGUGCAUCAGAGCCCCUCCCGGUGGGCCUACCAGCCACAGCCUUCUAUGCUGGGACUCAGCCUCCCGUCAUCGGCUACCUGAGUGGCCAGCAGCAAGCAAUCACCUAUGCUGGCAGUCUGCCCCAGCACCUGGUGAUCCCAGGCACCCAGCCUCUGCUCAUCCCCGUGGGCAGCCCUGACAUGGACACCCCUGGGGCAGCCUCAGCCAUCGUCACAUCAUCACCCCAGUUCGCUGCAGUGCCUCACACGUUUGUCACCACCGCCCUGCCCAAGAGCGAGAACUUCAACCCCGAGGCCCUGGUUACCCAGGCCGCCUACCCAGCCAUGGUGCAGGCCCAGAUCCACCUGCCGGUGGUGCAGUCAGUGGCGUCCCCUGCGGCGGCGCCACCCACGCUGCCGCCAUAUUUCAUGAAAGGCUCCAUCAUCCAGCUGGCCAACGGGGAGCUGAAGAAGGUGGAGGACCUGAAGACGGAGGAUUUCAUCCAGAGUGCAGAGAUUAGCAGCGACCUCAAGAUCGACUCCAGCACGGUGGAGAGGAUCGAGGAGAGCCACAGCCCCGGUGUGGCCGUGAUACAGUUUGCUGUUGGAGAACACCGGGCUCAGGUCAGUGUCGAAGUUUUGGUAGAGUAUCCUUUUUUUGUGUUUGGACAGGGCUGGUCAUCCUGCUGUCCUGAGCGAACCAGCCAGCUCUUUGAUCUGCCGUGUUCCAAACUCUCCGUCGGGGACGUCUGCAUUUCGCUCACCCUCAAGAACCUGAAGAAUGGCUCUGUUAAAAAGGGCCAGCCCGUGGACCCUGCCAGCGUCUUGCUGAAGCACGCAAAGACGGACAGCCUGGCUGGCAGCAGACACAGAUACGCUGAGCAGGAAAACGGGAUCAACCAGGGAGGCGCGCAGGUGCUCUCUGAGAACGGCGAACUGAAGUUUCCAGAAAAAUUAGGAUUGCCUGCAGCACCCUUCCUCACCAAAAUAGAACCGAGCAAGCCCGCAGCCACAAGGAAGAGGAGGUGGUCGGCACCGGAGACCCGCAAACUGGAGAAGUCGGAGGAUGAGCCUCCUUUGACUCUUCCCAAGCCUUCGCUCAUUCCUCAGGAGGUUAAGAUCUGCAUCGAAGGCCGAUCUAACGUGGGCAAGUAGAGACCGUGCAGGCAGCCGAGGCCCGGGCCUCUUCUGCUGUCUGUAUCCAGAUUACUGUACUGUAGGCUAAAUAACACAGUAUUUACAUGUUAUUCUCUUUAGGUUUGUGUUCUAACCUUGUCAUUAGAGUCAAACAGGUGUGUCGCAGGAGACUGGUGCAUUGGCAUUGUCUGCGCGUGUCUGUUGAGACGGCAGGUAGAGGGUGGUCAGAACCGCGGCCCUGGAGCUCCAGGGCAUCCCGGGCGGCCCUGGAUGUGGCUUCAUGAGCGCCUGCCUUCCCCAGCAGCACAGAGCUGAGGGGCAUCAGUUCUCACUGGUUUCCAGAGCAAAGUCAGUGGGAAGCGACCUGCAAGGGUGUCUGGGUGCGUUCCUGUGAAGGGUGCCAUGGUGCCAUGGUGGUGAAUGAGGGGCUCUCUUUUUCUCGGCCUCCCCUCUCCGUUCGCUUGCUCACUCUCAGCAUGGGACUGGGGGACCUGGGUUUCCCACAAGCAAAGUCAUCCUCAGGAGGCCCAGCUUCCGGGCAUUGAGGGGAGGCAUCAGACAGCAGAUGGGAAGCUAGUUUCGAAGAACGUGGUUCUCUCCAACAUAUUUUACUAUAAAAAGCAACUUUUAAUCAUAGAUAUAUAGAGAUAUAUAUGUAUAUUUCCCCCAUGGGGCCUGACUGCACUGAGUUUUUAUUUUUAUUUUUAAGAACAGCUGCCACGUGCAGGAUUUCAUUUCUGCUCUACCAGGCCCGGUGACAUCAUCACCAGGUGUCACAGAGGGCAGGGAAGUCCUUGCUCAGGUCCCUCCUGGUCAGGCGGGUGGCAGUGGGGCUGGGGGACAGAGGGAGCACCCACACUGGUCUCUGCGCAGUGUUAGGAAAAAAAAACCAAUCAGGUUGUUUGCAUUGCCUUGGGCUCCCAAGAGGGAAACGCAAGCUCCCCUCCCGAGAGAGCCAGGGCAGCUCUCGGGGCUGAGCUGGCAGCAUCCUUUCUUUUAGGGUCUAGUACUGUUUCUAGUUCAUAACUAUGGACAACUCGGGUGCCGCUGUUUUUUUUGUUUUUUUUUUUUUUUUCCCUCAAUCCCAGUGCGACAUGAGGAGUUAGAUAUGGAAGGUAUACAUCUGUUACUAUCUCUUAAGCAGUUAAAAAUGCUGCGCAGACUUCUUAACCGAGCAUCUUGGUCUGUCCUUCAAUGAGUACUGUAUCUCACUUCAAACUCUUUGGGAAGAAAAGACAAACCUAAGUUGCUUUCGAUUUUUUUUUUUCUUCCAACACUGUAACUAUAUUUCAGCUCUGCAAGACUGCUCACAAGCCAGCAGUCGAAGGCUCCCAUCUGGCUUAAGGGGAUGAAUGUGAGCUGUAAACUAGCACGUGACGAUAGAUGACCACCCAGUACUGCCACGGCAGGCACUUGUCACUUUGAUGUUGGAGAAAGUUAGAAGGCGUAUGCAGAGUUGGCAGAGAAACCGAGGAAAGACACGGAGGAAAAGACACACUCGUUUUUGUCCAGUGUUUUUAGGGUGAACUCCUAAAGAAGAACUUUGCGAUUUGCACAUCUUGAGUUUAUAAUUUGUGUGAUAUUCCUGCAGUUUUUAUCCAAUAACAUUGUGGGAAAGGUUUUGGGGGUGGGGUGGGGGUUGAACAAGCAUAAAUAAAUGUAGCAAAAAUUACUUUCUAACCUGCCUACACCCUAGGCCCUUCUUAGAAGGUUCUGUUCCUUGAGACUUCAUUUUUGUUAUCUGCCAUACCCAUCAUGAGAAGCCAGAUCUGAGAGUUUUCUUCAGACUCAUUGAGAGUUUUCCAUAGAGACAUUUUAUAUAUGUGAGCGAGUAUUUUCAUUUCUGGAGAAAUAAGUGUUAAUAUUAUUUUUCACAAUGACUUUUUUUUUCUAUUUGAAAUCAAACAAAGAUCUAAUGUUUGGUACAAAAACCCAGAAAGGAUAUUUCAUAAAGUCACAAGUUUUCAUUCCCAGAGAUCAAAAAUAUCAUUUGUGGGUUCUGAGUACGUCUUAAAGUGCUUUAAACCAAGUUUUAUAAAUAGGGAGACGUUUUUAAACAUUCUUACUUGGCUGGCUGCAACUAACCUAAAUAAGUUCUUAUUUGACUUUUAACCACUAAAAAAAAAAAAAAAAAAGCCUUCUCAAAUUAGGAAAGAGAGACCUCCCUAAGCAACCGCCAUGCUGGCCAUACAGGCUGCAUUCAUAGUGGCUCUCAUUGGGACUGAUGAUUUUUUUUUUUUAACAGACCAUUUUCUGGGGUGUACCAAAAAUAUCUGAGUAGGUUUCGAGUAGCUGGCCUCUCCCUAAACUUCAUUACCCUCUCAGCACGCUAGCAGGUCAGAGUGGGCUCAUUCUUACAGUCACAUCGUUUGUUUAGUGCUGUGAUUUUUUUUUUUUUUUUAACGUUUCUGUUCAGAGACCUUGCUUAAUCUUCCACAUAUUCUGCUCAGGGUACUGGCACUUAUAGGUUUCUGUUUUUCUUUUGUUUGUUUGUUUGUUUUUUCACCUUGGACGGUGAGAGGAAUAAGGGGCUGCCUCAGAGGUGCCGUGCGGUAAUACUCAUGACAGCUGCUGUGGGCUCAGAAAACACACACUGCUUUCUGGCUGACCUCGAGGACAGAACUGACUGUGCCCGCUAAACUGACACUAAAGCAGGGAAACACACACGGUUCAGAGCAAUAGGAAUAUCAUUCACUUCUGUGGUUCUAUUUCAGGUAUAGGAAUUAUAAAAAACCAUUGGUUCUUCUGAAGCUUUUGUCCCAUAUCAUCCACUCGCUCUCUUAGCAUGUGCAAUACUUUGUGUGCCAAUAGCGUGCUUUCUGGUUAAAGUUCAUCACCAUUUGGCUCUUCCCUCGUUCUGUGGGUCAACCUUCCUUCCCCUCACUGGCCAAAGACAGGCUCAAGGGAAGAAACCACUUUCCCCUUAAUGUGGAUAAGAAUACCGGGAUAGAGGGCCUGUGUGUCUGUCACCAGGACACAGCGACAGCCAGCCAAGGAGACCUGAGGGAAGUGCCUGGAAGGCCCAUCACUGUACUUGGCAAAGGCCCUUCUCUCUGUAGCGAACCUGGAAUGCAGCAAGGAGGCAGACUGGUUCCUAGGACACACUCCGGAGCAAUGUGGGCCGAAGUCCACCCACUUUUCAGUCUCUCCUGUGUCCUUGAGACUUUGACCUCUGCCUUUGAGCACAAGCAACUUAUGGCAUAUGUGUGUGUGUGCUGAGCACACCUACCAAUGGCUUUGCAGGGGACCACCCAGCAACCACAGUCACCAUUCCCUUGCGGCAGCGCUCUCUUCACAUAGGAAGAGCACGGAGGGGCAGGAACCACCUCUGGUUUGCAGACCUUGGUGGCCCCCCAGGCUCCCGGAGCAGUGUGUUCAUCUUUCUGCGUAGGGAGCAUGGUAAUGGCAGUGCCCUCAGCGUACAAGGAUCAGCCAUGGGCCUCCCUCUGUACCUUUGCAAUAUUUAUCAACAGCCGUCUUUCAUUCUGCUCUUUCCUGCUUUCCAUUUUUUAAAACAAAUAACAGCAGGCCUUUUGUGUUUACAAUGGAACAUGAUCACCAAGAAAUUAGUCAGGGCAAAAAGAAAACAUAGUAAUAUUACUAAUAAGAAAUCAACAAACAAGAACCUCUUUAUAGGAAUUUCUAAAUACAUAAAAUGACUGUUCCUUCGAAUGUUUAACUUUAGAAUUAUUUCAGUUUGUCUGGGCCACCUUGGGGUCAGCGGGAGGGGAUAGGGAUCGUGGGAAAGGCCAAGGAUGCCACUUACCUCAAAUCUUUUUAAAAGUGGGAAUCCCAAUUGCAUUCUUUUUUUCCCCCUUUGGACUUGCAGGAUAAUCGUCUGUGUUGGUCACAUUUUGCUUUUCUCAAUUCAUCCGACUCAUUUUGGAUGGCCUGGUUUUUGUGGUGGUGGCAACAGAAUGUCCUUAACUCUGAAUCUUGACCUUGUAUGUUUUCUGUUAGGGUGAGCUUGUUGGAUCCCUCUUUCCCUCCCCUCCCCCCCCCACCAGGAAGUGGCAGCAUCCUUUCUUUCUCCCCUGCAAGGAACUCUGCGGAACCUUUCACACUUCUUACUCAGGGAUGGGGCUGGUGUGUGUGUGUGGAACACGGACGUGUUCAGCGACAGCACUUUGGACUGCUCUGGAGUAGGGUUGUACAAUUUCAAGGAAUGUUUGGAUUUCCCCCGCAUCGUGUGGAUUGCUCCUUAGCUAGUGCGCAGAUUGCAAUAUAAGGCUGCACGCUCAAGAUGAGCGGCAGCCACUGGCGAUCAGAAAAUCCACUCUUUGCACACAGUUUGAUCUUUACUGAAAUGUUGCCAAAAUCUGUUUUUGUUGUAGCUUUGCAUUUUUUUCUUUUCUCUCUCUCUUUUUAAGGAAACAAUUGACAAUACCCUUUAACAUCUGUGACUACUAAGGAAACCUAUUUUGUAAAUGCUUUCGAAGACACUAACACCUAUUUCAGACAUGGUUGAGGAGGCAGAGCUCUUGGGAUAGAAAGCCAGACUUUUUGAGCUGAGUUGGUUGGCAUGGCAACUGUUUCCUGAACAAGCGAGCAGCUCAACAAACUAGUCUGCUCUCUCCUGAAACCCUCUGCAUUCUCCAGCUUCCUAGUUAGCCCCCUUUGACUCCAGGGGAACACAGGGCCUCUAGUCUCCAAUCCAGUGUCUUUGAUGGUUGAAAUGAAAGGCAAGAGAAUUAGACUUCGUUAUUUAAAAAAUGGAGUGAAGGCCUUUUGAAUUUCUGAACUAGAGAAUUUAAGGAAAAAAAUGGAGUAAUAAUUAUAGAGAAUCUACAUUUUUAUGAAGCACAUGCAUAUGACCGGUUGUGUUGGGUUGGUUUCCUCCCUUUUCCAUGGACAGUGUUGUAUUUUUGUUCCUAAGGCAACUCCAAACAGUUUGCACAUUCUCUACUCUGGAGCUGAGAUUUCUUUUACAUAGAUGACCUCGCUUCAAAUGUUACCUUACUGAUAGGCUUUUUUUUUUUUUUUUUUCUUGUAGCACUAUACCUUGUGGGAAGUUUUUUUGUUUUGUUUUCUUUAAAGUAAGUACACCCAAUUUGA